GCGCGUUUCCCAUCACUCUUUGCACCAGUCCCAUUCUCGCUCCGUCUCGUGUGGUCCCAAGCUACCGCCGUUGUUCUAGUGAGAGAACCUCAACAUGGCAUCUGACGGACCACCCGGUACCGAAUCUCUCCCGUCCGAUUUAGGGAGUGCUAUUGCGGCUUUAAACACAUGGAGCAACCCAGAGCUCCAGGCAAAGCUGGCGGAGCUAGGAGCCCCCACAAUGGGUCCUAGAGAGGAGCUGAUUGACAGACUGAAGGGCUACAUGAUGCAGACUAGGAUUCUCCUCAGUAAGCCUGGUGAUGACAAACCAAUGGGCUCCCAGAUGCCAGGUAUCCCUCCUAUGCCCCCUCUGCCCAUGCCACCCAUCCCUCCUGGUAUGGGCAUGAUUCCAGCUAUGAGCAUGAUGCCUGGGGGGCCCCCUCCACCUGGCAUACACAUGGGCAUGGAGCCCCCAGGUUUGCCUCCUCCUGUCCUGUCACAGGAUGAUCAGUUGAAGAUGGCUCAGCAGAGAGCAGCUAUGGUGUUACAGCAGGAGGAGAGAGCCAAGCAGGGUGAUUCCCGAGUCGUGGAUGAACAGGAUCUUCUGGAGCAGCAGAAAAGGGCUGCAGUGCUGCUGGAGCAGGAGCGUCAGCAGGAGAUGGCUAAAAUGCAGGGCCCAGACCCCAGAGCCAUGCCCCCUGUCAGCACAGUAAGGGGUUUGGAUCCACAUGGGCCGCUGCCUCCUGGUGUCAGCAUGUUGCCUACCCAGAAACAGAGAGUGCCGCCGCCUCCUCCAGGAGAAGACAGCAGAGAGAACGAGGAGGUAAGUGUCAGCGGACCCAAGAUCCCUCAGGUGCUGGAGAAGAUCCUCCAGCUAAAGGAGAUCAGACAGGAGCAGCUCACUGAUCCCACAGAAGAGGAAGAUGAUGAUGAGAUGGACAUGACCAACUCCUCAGCUCCAGUCAUGUCGGAGACAGAAGACGACGAUAACCAGAUGUCUAAGAAAGAUAAAAAUCGCAAGCGCAGAAACCGCAAGAAGAAGAGCAAGAAGAAGCGAGCCCAGGAGAAGAAGGAGCAGGCAGAGCAGCAGAAGAAGGAGGGCAGCGACAAGGAGAAGGACAAAGACAAAGACAAAGACAAAGAGAAGAGCCCUGAGGUGGAGAUCGAGUAUGUCACAGAUGAGCCGGAGAUUUACGACCCCAAUUACAUCUUCUUCAAGAGGAUCUUUGAGGCGUUCAAGCUGACAGAUGAUGUGAAAAAGGAGAAGGAGAAGGAGCCUGAGAAGGCUGAGAAGCAGGAGACAGCUGUGCUGCGGAAAAAGGGUUUUGAGGAGGAGAAGAAAGACAGUGAUGAAAGUGAUGAGGAAGUCAGACCGGAUGCACCUAAACUGUCCAAGAAGAAGCUGAGGAGGAUGAAUAGGCUGACUGUGGCUGAACUCAAACAGCUGGUGGCCCGUCCUGAUGUGGUGGAAAUGCAUGAUGUAACAGCUCAGGAGCCCAAACUGCUGGUCCACCUGAAGGCCACCAGGAACACGGUGCCAGUUCCCCGCCACUGGUGCUUCAAAAGAAAAUAUCUGCAGGGCAAGAGGGGUAUCGAGAAGCCUCCAUUUGAGCUGCCUGAGUUCAUCAAGAGGACAGGGAUCCAGGAAAUGAGGGAGGCCCUGCAGGAGAAGGAGGAUGCCAAAACCAUGAAAACCAAAAUGAGAGAGAAGGUGCGACCCAAGAUGGGAAAGAUUGACAUUGAUUACCAGAAGCUCCAUGACGCGUUCUUCAAAUGGCAGAUUAAACCCAAGCUCACUAUUCAUGGAGACCUUUACUAUGAGGGUAAAGAGUUUGAGACUCGUCUGAAAGAGAAGAAGCCUGGUGACCUCUCUGAUGAGCUGCGAAUCGCUCUGGGCAUGCCAGUCGGACCUAACGCCCACAAAGUGCCUCCUCCCUGGCUAAUAGCCAUGCAGAGGUACGGCCCCCCUCCCUCCUACCCCAACCUCAAGAUCCCCGGACUCAACUCCCCGAUCCCAGAGAACUGCACAUUUGGUUAUCACGCUGGAGGCUGGGGGAAGCCGCCAGUAGAUGAAAUGGGCAAACCUCUUUACGGUGAUGUGUUUGGGACCAAUGCUGCAGACUUCCAGGCCAAAGCGGAGGAGGAGGAGGUGGACCACACACCGUGGGGAGAGCUGGAGCCUUCAGAUGAGGAGUCCUCAGAGGAGGAGGAGGAGGAGGAGGAGAGCGAUGAGGAGAAACCAGAUGAAACUGGGUUCUUCACACCAGCAGACAGGUACUUCAAUCAGCAUAUUACAAAAUAG
Monopterus albus (swamp eel) is the source of this 2281-nucleotide messenger RNA. It is a transcript of the gene sf3b2, whose product is annotated as splicing factor 3b, subunit 2. The transcript is spliced from 18 exons. Bases 95 to 2281 code for a protein of 728 amino acids. The record is from RefSeq and is a predicted model, not a curated record. Gene Ontology annotation, cellular component: U12-type spliceosomal complex; nucleus. NCBI's taxonomy places the organism in Eukaryota, Metazoa, Chordata, Actinopteri, Synbranchiformes, Synbranchidae.